UUCAUCAGCUGAAGAUGAAAGCAAGGUGGCUCUUCCCUCUCUUUUGUUUGCUCUCAGUGCCCAGUGUCAAAGGCCAGACUGCAGAUGUCAUUACCCAGCCAGACGUGGUCCAUGCUCUGCCCGGUACUGAUGUGACCCUGGUGUGCAUGUUCCCAAAACCACCCACCACCCACAUCAUCCAGACACAGUGGUCCAAGAUUGAGGAUGACAGCCCAUCUACCAAAAUAGCUGUGCAUCACCCCACCUAUGGCACCCAUUACUUCACGUUUUCUGAGGCUCCUUACAGCUUUUUGGUGUCCUUCAGCACAAGGAGGUGCUGUGGUGGGGAUGACACUGGGCCCUUGUGUUCCACCAAUCCAAAUGCCACGUCUGAAUGCAGCUGGUGGGCUCUGCAUCUGGAAAAUGUUACCCUGUCCCUUAGUGGGCAGUAUGAAUGCACUUUUGCUACUUACCCAUAUGGGACAAAGGCUGCAAAAAUUCAGCUUACUGUCAAGGCAGAAGAGGAGAGGCACUACCUGAAGAAUGUGUGGUUAAAGCAGACUUUAGAAAUUCCAUGCCAGGGGGACACGACCGCAGAAAAUUUGUCCACUUAUCCUUUGAAAUGGCUAGUGGGUGAAAACGGGAGGAAAGAGGAACUCGUGACCAAGGAGCCCUCCUGUCCUGCUGUGUACAGGAACAGCAGCUUGCUGCAUGGCCAAAGAGUCCUCCUGGGUUUGAACAGCACCCUCAAGGUUUUCCCCACCAAAAUUACUGAUGAUGGCAGAGUGUUUUCCUGCCACGUGCUGUACCACCCAGAGAGAGUCCAGAGGAGCAGCACCACUGUGAGAGUGUUUGCUUUUCCUGAGAUCUUCAUUAGCCUGCAGGAGGGCUCAGCCAGCACCUCGCACAAGCCCAAUGUGAGCUGUGUCGUGAGGAAGGCGUUCCCCAAGCCAAGGCUCCUGUGGUACAUGGACAGAGCGAUCCUGACGGAGCAGCCUGGAGAAAUUUCUGUGGUACAAGAAGACUUGCAAGACAGUGAAGGUUUCUAUGAGUUGAGAUCAACACUGAUGCUGCAAGGCACCCAUGAGACACAGAAGACAUUCUCAUGUGUGUGUCUGUUUCCCUUCCUGGGAAAUGAAACAAGGAAUAUUUCAUCAGAAGAAAUAUUUGUUUCCUUCGACAAUAAGUCUGAUGAAGCCUCAGCUGAAGUUUUUACCACCACAGUUUCAGAUGACUUCAGUAAUUCAACACUUACAUCAGCUGUCACGACAGCCUCAGAGCACCAGCCGACAUCUGUGGCCUCUCUGGAUUUCACAAGUCAGGCAAAUUUGGCUCCUGCUUCCACAACACAAGGUAACCUGUCCUACAGCAUCACAGACCAGACAAUUUCAGUUACCAGAGGAAAAGAUUUCUCUCCUACCAGCAGCCUGCUGAACAGUACUGGUGAUGGGAGGAACACCAAAGCCAGUCGCUUCCCCUGGCCAACAGUGGUGGCUGUCCUCCUCCUCCUCUGCACCUCUCUGGUAGCUUUAGUCAUCAGGAAAUGGUGUCAGUACCAGAAAGAGAUUAUGAACAGACCUCCGUCUUUCAAGCCACCGCCACCUCCAAUAAAGUACACCUCCAUGGUAGAGUCUGAUGGGACUCCCCCAUCCUGCCACGAACUGGAAAACCUCUAACAUCACCUGUGUAACACCCCUUGUGUAGCACACAGAAGGCUGACACAGUUAAAAGGCUCUGCCUUUAGAACAGGAGCUUGGUGUUAAUGACCCUUAUUAAAAUUCAGAGCUCCUACAGUGACAUUAAUUUUGGAAGCUGAGCACU
Molecule: messenger RNA, 1800 nt
Organism: Catharus ustulatus (Swainson's thrush)
Lineage: Eukaryota; Metazoa; Chordata; Aves; Passeriformes; Turdidae
Gene: CD96
Product: CD96 molecule
Exons: 13
Coding region: 15-1655 (546 amino acids)
Biological process (GO): cell-matrix adhesion; inflammatory response
Source: RefSeq, a predicted model, not a curated record